Messenger RNA from Python bivittatus (Burmese python), 4735 nucleotides. Lineage: Eukaryota; Metazoa; Chordata; Lepidosauria; Squamata; Pythonidae. The record is from RefSeq and is a predicted model, not a curated record.
GGACACUGGCUGGAUGAAGAGUUUGGAGCCCCUGAUUGCUAACAUCUAGCUUCUUGGAGCCUGGACAUCUCCCCGGUCUGUUUUCCACCAUGUUUCACUUAAUAAAAAAGGACCGAGAUGGGUCCAGAAGGGAGAAGAAAGAGAAGAAGGAGAAGAAGGAACGGAUGUCGGCUGCUGAGCUGAAGAGCCUCGAGGAGAUGAGUAUGCGCCGGGGCUUUUUCAAUCUCAACCGUGCUUCAAAGAGGGAUGCGAAGAACCGGCUGGAGAUCUCUAACCCCAUCCCUAUCAAAGUGGCCAGCGGCUCUGACCUCCAUCUAACUGACAUCGACUCAGAUAGCAAUCGGGGGAGUGUGAUCUUGGAUUCUGGGCACCUUAGCACCGCUAGCUCUAGUGAUGAUCUCAAAGUGGAUGACACCAACUUCAAGGGGUCGGUGCUUCAGCGAGCUGCCAAGUUUGGCUCGCUGGCCAAGCAGAACUCCCAGAUGAUUGUCAAGAGGUUCUCCUUCUCCCAGAAGAGCCGCGAUGAAAGCACCUCAGAAACCUCCACACCCUCUGAGCAUUCGGCUGCUCCUUCUCCACAAGUGGAGACACGAACGCUGGAGAUGCAGCUUGCUAAACAGAGCGUGACUCUGGGACCUCCCGGCGUCCCUUUGGCAUCCGCCUCACGAACCCGGUUGCCCGAAUUGGUGAGCAAGAGGUUUCCUGCAGAGUUGAAACUCCCUGCGGUGGUGCCUCCUCAGCCUCCUGGCCCCAGGCAGCUGGAGCUGCAGCGGCGCAACACGGGUGACUUUGGUUUCUCGCUGCGUCGCACCACCAUGCUGGACAGGGCUGCAGAUGGGCAGGUGUACAGGCGGGUGGUGCAUUUUGCUGAACCAGGCGCUGGGACCAAAGAUCUGGCCUUGGGCUUGGUGCCAGGUGACCGGCUGGUGGAGAUCAACGGGCGCAAUGUGGAAAAUAAAUCCCGGGAUGAGAUUGUGGAGAUGAUCCGGCAGUCGGGGGAGACGGUGCGCCUGAAGGUUCAGCCCAUUUUGGAACUGAGUGAGCUAAGCUGCUGCUGGCUGAAGAAUGGGGAGCGACUUCAUGGAGCAGCCUUUGAUCCGGAGCCGGAGACCGCCGUGGCUGCCUCCAGCCAGGCCAAGACGGAGGAGCAAAUUGCUGCGGAAGAGGCCUGGUACGAGACGGAGAAGGUGUGGCUGGUUCACAAGGAUGGCUUCUCCUUGGCGAGCCAGCUGAAGACCGACGCUGCCGGCAUCUUACCGGAGGGGAAGGUCAAAGUGAAGCUGGACUAUGAUGGGGCUGUUCUGGAGGUGGACGAAGAUGAUAUUGAAAAGGCCAAUCCUCCAUCAUGUGACCGUUUGGAGGACCUGGCCAACCUUGUCUAUCUCAACGAGUCCAGUGCCCUGCACACCCUGCGCCAGCGCUAUGGCGGGAACCUCAUUCACACCUACGCCGGCCCCAACUUGGUGGUCAUCAACCCGCUCAGCUCUCCAUCCAUGUACUCAGAGAAGGUGAUGCACAUGUUCAAGGGAUGCCGCAAGGAGGACACGUCCCCUCACAUUUACGCGAUAGCCCAGGCGGCCUACCGGGGCAUGUUGAUGAGCCGCCAAGACCAGUCCAUUGUCCUCCUGGGGAGCAGCGGCAGCGGCAAAACCACCAACUGCCAGCACGUGGUGCAGUACUUGGCCACCAUUGCUGGCAGCUCCGGGAAGGUCUUCUCAGUGGAGAAAUGGCAGGCCCUGUACACCAUCCUGGAAGCCUUUGGCAACAGUGGCACAAGCUUGAACAGCAACGCCACGCGUUUCUCACAGAUAAUCUCCCUGGACUUCGACCAGGCUGGGCAGGUGGCAUCAGCUUCUGUGCAGACAAUGUUGCUAGAGAAACUCAGGGUUGCCAAGCGUCCUGCCAACGAGGGCACCUUCAACGUGUUCUACUAUCUCCUGGCCUGCCCCGACAACGCCCUGCGGACCGAGCUGCAUUUCAACCACUUGGCCGAAAACAACGUCUUUGGGAUUGUGCCUCUGUCAAAGCCGGAGGAGAAGCAGAAAGCAGGGCAACAGUUCGGCAAGCUGCAGGCGGCCAUGAAGGUGAUGGGCAUUUCCAGCGAUGAGCAAAAGGCCUUCUGGCUCGUCUUGGGAGCGAUUUGCCACCUGGGCGCGGCUGGAGCGACCAAAGACAGCAGCGAAGCCGGGAGGAAACAGUUUGCCCGUCACGAGUGGGCCCAGAAGGCCGCCUACCUGCUGGGCUGCACCCUGGAAGAGCUGUCCUCGGCCAUCUUCAGGCAGCAACCCAAAGGCACCCUGCAGAGAUCCACCUCCUUCCGCCAGGGGCCCGAGGAAGCAGCGCUGGCGGACGGCUCAGGUCCAAAGACCUCUGCUCUGGAGUGUUUAGAAGCCCUGGUCUCCAGCCUGUACUCAGAAGUGUUCACACUGCUCAUCUCCCUCCUCAACAGGGCUCUUAAGUCCAGCCAGCGGUCCUUGUGUUCCAUGAUGAUUGUGGAUACGCCCGGCCUCCAGAACCCGGAGAUGGCCGGCCAGAGCCGCGGGGCCACCUUUGAGGAGCUGUGCCACAACUACGCCCAGGAGCGGCUGCAGGCGCUCUUUCACGAGCGGACCUUUCUGCAGGAGCUGGAGCGAUACAAGGAGGAAAACAUAGACCUUUCCUUAGAUGCCUUAGAGCCCAGUACCUCAGGCUGUGUAGCCACAGUAGACCAAGCGUCCCAGCAGGCUCUGGUUCGCACGCUUGCCCGAACCGAUGAAGCCCGUGGCCUGUUGUGGCUCUUGGAGGAGGAGUCCCUUCAGCCUGGGGGCAAUGAGGAGAGUCUUCUGGAGCGUCUCUUCACCUACUACGGCCCACAGGAUGGAGACAAGAAAGGCUCCAACCCGCUUCUCCGGAGCAACAAACCACGGCACUUCUUCCUGGGCCACAGUUACGGCACCAACUGGGUGGAGUACGAUACCACCGGCUGGCUGAGCUACGUCCGGCAAAACCCCGCCUCUCAGAAUGCCUCGGUUCUCCUGCAAGAGUCCCAGAAGAAGAUGAUCAGCAGCCUCUUCGCAGGCCGAGCCGGGGCCACCACAGUGCUGUCCGGGUCCAUCGCUGGCCUGGAGGGAGGCUCCCAGUUGGCCCUGCGCAGGGCCACCAGCAUGCGCAAGACCUUCACCACUGGGGUCGCCGCUGUGAAGAAGAAGUCUAUGUGCAUCCAGAUCAAGCUGCAAGUGGAUGCCCUGAUCGACACCCUCAAGAAGUCCAAGCUCCAUUUCGUGCACUGCUUCUUGCCCAAGGCAAACGGCUGGAGAGGGGACUCCAAGGGGCCGUACGCGCGCCGGGUGAGCACCAGCGAGCUGGACCUGCACGGGGAGCACUGUGAGGCCGGCCUGAUGCAGCUGGAGGUGCCCCUGUUGAGGGCCCAGAUCCGGGGCUCCCGCCUCCUUGAUGCCCUUCGGAUGUACCGCCAAGGCUACCCUGACCACAUGGCCUUUGCCGAGUUCCGGCGGCGCUUUGACGUCCUGGCCCCUCACCUGACCAAGAAGCACGGGCGCCAUUAUAUCGUCACAGAUGAGAAGCGGGCGGUGGAAGAGCUCUUGCAGUCGCUGGAGUUGGAGAAGAGCUGCCAUCAGAUGGGCUUGAGCCGGGUGUUUUUUCGGGCAGGGACGCUGGCAAAACUGGAGGAGCAGCGUGAUAAGCAGAUGAGCCGGAGCAUCACACUGUUCCAGGCGGCCUGCCGUGGGUUCCUGGCACGCCAGCAGUUCAAGAAGAGGAAGAUUCAGGACCUUGCUAUCCGCUGUGUGCAAAAGAACAUCAAGAAGAACAAGGGGGUGAAGGGCUGGCCCUGGUGGAAACUCUUCACCACGGUUCGGCCUCUCAUCGAAGUCCAGCUCACAGAGGACCAGAUCCGGGCAAAAGAUGAGGAGAUCCAGCAGCUGAAAGGCCGCCUGGAGAAGGUGGAGAAGGAGCGAAAUGAACUGAGGCUGAGCAGCGACCGCUUGGAGAGCAAGGUCUCGGAGCUGACAUCGGAGCUGACAGACGAGAGGAACACGGGAGAGUCGGCCUCCCAGCUUCUGGACGCGGAGACAGCGGAGCGCCUGCGGGCCGAGAAGGAGAUGAAGGAUCUCCAGGCCAAGUACGAUGCGCUCAAGAAGCAGAUGGACUCCAUGGAGAUGGAGGUGAUGGAGGCCCGUCUGAUCCGCGCUGCUGAGCUUAACGGGGAGAUGGAUGACGACGACACAGGCGGGGAGUGGCGCCUGAAGUACGAGCGGGCCACCCGGGAGAUCGACUUCACCAAAAAGCGCUUGCAACAGGAGUUUGAAGACAAGUUGGAGGUGGAGCAGCAGAGCAAGCGGCAGCUGGAGAGACGGCUCACGGACCUGCAGGCAGACAGCGAGGAGAGCCAGCGGGCCCUGCAGACCCUGAAGAAGAAGUGCCAGCGCUUGACGGCAGAGCUGCAGGACACCAAACUGCACCUGGAAGGGCAGCAGGGCCGCAACCACGAGCUGGAGAAGAAGCAGCGCCGGUGAGGAGGCCGGCAGGGAGGCUCCGGGCUGGGGGGAGAGGAGAAGGGACCCUGCCACUUCUCUCCUGCCCCUUCGCCUCUUGACCAGCUCUGAAGUUCUCCAGGCACUAAACAGGGUGGCACUUGGAUGGCAGCCUGGCGCUCUUGGGGCAGUGCUGAGCCUCAGGCUACAGUUCACCCCGGGGUUCCAUCAGGAGAGACGGAGUACCUUCGUCCCGUGCUCCC